Molecule: messenger RNA, 692 nt
Organism: Onthophagus taurus
Lineage: Eukaryota; Metazoa; Arthropoda; Insecta; Coleoptera; Scarabaeidae
Product: UPAR/Ly6 domain-containing protein crok
Biological process (GO): regulation of synaptic transmission, cholinergic; sleep; positive regulation of voltage-gated potassium channel activity
Source: RefSeq, a predicted model, not a curated record
ACAUAACCUAAAAAAAGUUACAGAAACCUGUAAAAAAAUAACCCAACCCAUGUUUUGUCAACAACUGGAUGAUUAAUCCAUUAUUUUAAUUAACACCAAAAAAAGAACAUUAAACAAUGUUUAAAGUUUCACUAAAACACCUAAAUAUCUUCUUCGUCUUAUUCAUAUCGUUAUUUUUAACAACAGAAGCGAUAAGGUGUUUUCAGUGUAGUUCUGAUAACGAUGGAAAAAAUCAAGAUAAUUGUGGGGCCUAUCGUAAGUUUGAUAAGCGGGAACACAUCGCGAUUGAAUGCACCAGCGAUGAAAGCCACAUGCCUGGUUCGUUUUGUUUAAAAAGCACGCGACAAAGCCCAAAAGGAUUCAUUUGGGAUGGACGAUGGAGACAAGUAAUACGACAAUGUGCUUCUGUUGCUGAAACGGGUAUUACAGGAGUUUGCAAUUGGGGUGUUUAUCCCAAUGGGGUCUUUUGGCAAGAGUGUUAUUGCUCAAGUGAUGAAUGCAACUCAACGACGACGCUAAAGUUAUCUUUUGGAUUAGGUUUUAUCGUUUUAUUAAACAUUUAUUAUUUUUAUUAGUUAAAACAAAAUUUAAUUAGUAUUAUAGAAUCUCAUCUAACAAAAAAUGUAUGUUAAGAAACCAAUCCGUCCAUAAUAUCAAAAACUUUUUAUAUUAAAACAAUUUUAUAUCAAAAA